AUGGAGGCAGAAAGGAGUGAAGCACAAGUGGAGGAGCCUGGACCUGUGAAUUUAGAGAUGCCCAUCGUAUCUCCUUCCAAGAGAAAGCAGCCCCUAGAGCAGAAGAGAGAAGAGAAACAGUCCUCUGAAGGUGGGGAGAACAGUGGCCCGCGUUCCAAGUCCUCUGCCAAUGGCAAAGAGAACACCUGUCCAAGUUUGGAGCCUAAGGUCCCCAGGCAGAAGCGAUCUGGGCAAAGCUGGGCUGUCUCCUCCUGCAGACCUGACAAGAGAAGUAACGAGCUGGAUGAGAAGAGGAGGGCCAGACCAUUUUCCUCCAGAGAGAUAGGAAGGGAAAAGCAUGGCUCCAGCCACAGGAGAGAUUCCUCGCACACAAAACUGCAUGUAAAGGACCGAAGACCCCAGCUAAGAUCUCCUGUGAGGACUCUGAAGCGCAGGCCCUCCGGAGACAGCUAUGUUGCCCCAUACAACUCAGCCAAGAGGCGCAGACAACCUUCUCCGGAAGCCCUCUCAUUCCCGACGUUCUCCCUGCUGAUGUCCAGAGUCUUCACCAACAUGGGUGCCUUGCAGGUGGCCCUGGACGACCUCCAAACCCCCGGAGGUGCCUUCCUGCCUGGGCCUUCCAGCAGCAGGGAGCCCACUGUCUCACAGCGCGCCUGGCUCACUUGGCAAUUGUCUCACGCGGGAGCAGCCCUGCACUGGGCUCUUCACACAGUCAAUUCCAUUUGGUCUGCACAGGCCAGCCUGCCUAGAUACACCUGGCCCUACAACCCAGGAGAGCUAAUUGGUGCACAGAGCAGGCCACUGCCCUUCACAUCUCUCAACCCUUCGUGGGUUGCAAGCGGCACCCUGGGCUGA
Messenger RNA from Rattus norvegicus (Norway rat), 855 nucleotides. RefSeq names its product RIKEN cDNA 3110040M04 gene like 6. The transcript is spliced from 3 exons. The coding region runs from base 1 to 855 and encodes 284 amino acids. The record is from RefSeq and is a predicted model, not a curated record. Lineage: Eukaryota; Metazoa; Chordata; Mammalia; Rodentia; Muridae.